AUGGCUGCAGAGUGGGUGCCGCGACUGGCGGCGGCCGGACGCAGAGUGAUGGUACGGGUCAAUUCGCUGGAUACCGGUCUCACGAGCCAGGAACUGGAUAUGGUGGUGUGCCCGGAACUGGCCGGGAUAAGCGUAGGCAAAGGCGACUCAGCGUGGGACCUGCAGCAGGUUGACCGACUGCUGGGACCUUUGGAAUCCAGGAUUGGCAUUCCGCGAGGGACAAUCAGGUGGUGGCCCUGGAUGAAACCGGCGAUGGACUCGUCACGUUUGAUGAUGGCGCCGCGCAUCUCAGCGCAUUGUCGGGGUCGCAUUCGGCGCCGAGGAUUACACCAACGACAUGGGGGUGAUCCGAACCGAUUUUGGCGAGGAUGUUAUUACGCGAGAUCGGCGGUGGCGGUUGCCGCACGCGCCGCGCGUGUGGCGGCUCUGGAUGGUCCAUUCGUAGGGUUCCGUGACCCGGACGGGUUGCGCACCGAUGCCGGCACGGCGCGGCAGAUUGGCUUCACUGGCAAGUUUGCCAUCCAUCCGGCACAGAUCGACAUCAUCAACGAGACGUUCUCUCCCCAUCCCGACGAUGUGGAAUACGCCCGCACCGUGGUUGCAGCCUGGGAGGAAGCCGAAAGCGCGGGCCGCGGCUCGCUGUCCAUCGAUGGCGAAUGUUGGACGUGCCAGUGGUGA
This is a messenger RNA of Geodia barretti, 678 nucleotides long. Lineage: Eukaryota; Metazoa; Porifera; Demospongiae; Tetractinellida; Geodiidae. The record is from the annotation of a GenBank genome assembly.